UUGGAUAGAUAUUGGGAAUUCCGUUCAGACGUGGAUGUUUCUAUUACAGAGUAGGGGAGUUUUGAAAAGUUUCACAUAUUGGAAUAUGUUUGCAGACUCACAUUUGGUAAGCAGACGCCAGAGUGACAAGCAGUGCGGGUUUUUUUUUUUUGUUUUAUAAAAUUUCAGGUGCAUCGCGAUAACUUCAUUCUUUUUGCUGUGUUUAUUGCAUUCAGUGACAAAAUGUGAAUGUUAUUAACAGUAUCAUAUAUCAAGUUUUAUUACCAGUCGUUAAUCAUUCUCAAAACGCUUGGCGUUCUUUAUUGACAAAUACUAAACAUUAACUCAAAACAAAUACGAGGAAAUUAUAUUAUACACAAGAAACCGGAUUUUGUACAUGAAGUUUUUAUAAAAAGUUGACCUUUUUGUUAGCAGACGACAGGAUUUAUUAUCUCAGUGUGUUUACCAGCCUAUGGACCCAGCUCUUGCAGGGCUGGCAGCAAUGACUAGUGGAUCUCGUGAGGUAACCAGUCACACAACAAGUGGAAGUAUGCAUUCAGGUGGCCAACCAGUCAAUCAGAAUGGUCAUGUCGCUCCUCACAGUGUAAAGUCGUGUGCCGGAUGUGGGGGUCGGAUCAACGACAGAUUUUUAUUGCACGCGGUGGACCGGUAUUGGCAUACCGGAUGUCUGAAGUGUUCGUGUUGUCAGGCACCGCUGGCAGACUUCAAUUCUUGCUUUACAAAGGCUGGUAUGAUACUGUGUCGGAAUGAUUAUCUCAGGUUGUUUGGUAACGGUGCAGCAUGUGGAUCUUGUGGUCAAAAUAUUGGCGCUAGUGAACUUGUGAUGAAGUCAACAAAUUCUGUGUACCACGUGAAAUGUUUUGCAUGUGUCACGUGUCAUAAUCAGCUGGUUCCCGGUGAUAGAUACAGUAUUGUGAACGGUUCUCUAUUGUGUGAACAAGAUUAUCCUAAAAUGCUCAAAGAGCAGGGACAUGGUCAGUUGCAGGGUAGAGGGAAUCAGAAAAUGCAAUUUUCGACGGCGAUGGUUUGAGAGAACUUGCAGAAUGUUCACUUUUGUCAUGACCAGUUGUUGAAAAGUGUUUUUUUUCUAAUUGUUACCUUUUCGAUAUUUUAAAAAAUAUACUGCAGACUUUUUUUUUCAAACACGUGAUAUGAUUGUGACUGUCUGCUAUGACAUUGCAUAACUGUGUUUUUGCGGAACUGGUAAAGGAUGACAGAACUUCGCCCUACAAUCUCACUGCGGAAUCUCCAGAGAGCAUAUUAAAAUUCUUUCAGUAUAAAUGGACAGUGCAAGCUUCCAAAGUAGGAAGGCAUAAGACUUCAAAAUAUUACACAUGUUUCACACAAGAUUAAGGACAAGAAAGUGUUUCGUAUAAUAUAUCAAUGCGCAUGGCAAAAUGAUGUCACACAUUGUGGGUGACGAAAUGUUGGGAGAGCAUAUUGUGAUAUAAGCGCGUGUAAGUGGUAUGAUAUUGCGAAUUAUUGGACGAACGUGCGCGGACCGACAAGAUAAUAGACCUCACCAUCGUAUGUUAGUGUGUGUUGAAAUGAUGUUGCAUGGUACUGGAUUUUAAUAACAUGAAUAUUUUGCACAUGACAAGAAAAUGAAGUGUAUCACGUGGCGUUACUGCAGAUUGUCUGAUUCGGUGCGCAUGACGCGAUUAUAGAGCGCAUCAUGUGAUGGUAGAGCGCGUUAUAAGAUAUAAGUGCGCAUGACAAGACUUUGAAGCUUAUUGUGUAAUGUUUUUGAAACGCAUGAAGACAUAAAAGUGACCAUGGGGUGGCAGAACGCGUCAUGGGAUAUAGGAGUGACGUCAAGAUUGAGGGAAGGAUAAAUGGAUGUUUAGAACGUGCUAUUAGUUAUAAGUCCGCAUAGCAAGAUUAUAGAGUUCACCAUGUGAUGUAAGAGAUAUAAGUACCUAUGACAAGAUUAUGGCGCUCGUGCGAUGAUUUUGGAGCGCAUUAAGACAUAAAAGUGAGCGUAACAAAAUUAUGGAGCGCACCAUGGGUGUUUUAGUGCGUAAUGAGAUGUAGGACUGACGACAAGAUCGAGGGGAGCGCGUUAUUAGAUAUAAGUGCGCAUGACAAGACUAUAGAGCACACUAUCUGAUCUUUGAACGUUAUAAGACAUAUAUACGCAUGACAAGAUAUAUUGACAUGAUAAAGGGCGAUAUGAGGCGAUGGUGCGCACUAUAAUAAAGUGGUGCGCAUCAUUGGAUGUUGUUAUAUACUGUGGGAUGAUGAUAUACAUUAUGAUAUUAUGGUGCGUAUGAAGGGAUGUUGCUAUGUACGGUGAGAUGGCGCUGCGCGUUGUGAGUUGACAGACGCUUAUGAUACUAGUGUUAAUGCUCAGAUUUAGAAAUUUCUUUUAUGAAGUAUUUGACUGUGGAAAAGUUUUGAUUGAUUUCAGUCAGACACUCACUGGAUAUGGCGGAGACUUUAAGGCGAAAAUUUAUAUAUGUUUUUCACAGACGAACGAUUGGCACGCACGUGAUGCUUUCCUUUUCUUCGAUAUAUGAUACAAAAAAGCUUUCUAUAUUGUUGCAUUCAAAUCUUAAGUAGUUUUGUAUGUCUGACACGUGCAAUCGCUAUUUCUCUCGCUACUGAAGGCAGUAACUGAAGUGCACGUGUGCGCGUUAAAAUAAUAUUUGUCCUAUUAUUCAUCUUGAUAUAUUUAUUAUUUUAAACUUCUUGUUAUAUUUAAUGUUUUGCAGUUUUAUGCAAGUCUAAGCGUUAGCACAAUCACGAAUAAUUCAGAGCGUUUCUCCUUACAUGUAUUGUAAACUCCAGAUUGGUACAAGGGGCAGUCAUAUUAUACUCUGUUCUAAACAACACCGGAGGUGGUAAUAUGACUUUAAGAUUUUCGAAAUAUCAUGACUGGUUUUGAACUGAUCCUGAAAACGCGAGGUAGGUCUGCAUUUCAAAUUUCAGUCAUUAUGAACACUAAAAAGGUUAUGAAAUAGAAUUCCGACAUUUUUAGCGGAUUGAUCAAGAACUUUAGGAUAUCUUAUUCAAAAUAAACUUUUUAGAACCAUUUCUUAUGGGUGAAUAUUUGACACUCGAAAAAAAACUUGUUUGGCAGUAUAAUGGACCUUAUAAAAGAUAUAUCUUAAAAAUAAACUAGAUGUGUGUUCAUGGAACACAGGUGCCCCCACUCCUGCCACUGUAUUUGGGCCUAUUUUAUGCAUAAUUUUUACUAAGUGAAGGACCAUAACUCUGGUCUGACUGUGUGAGAUCCAAACUAAAACCCCUGGCGCACUACUUCCCGUGCUGAAUAAAAAUCUUGUGAGGUUUGAUGACUCCGUGUCAAAUACAUUUUGAGAUAUGAACGACACAAACUGGGACGGACGAACGGACAAGGACAGCAUGUGCCCCUACCCCCCCCCCCCCCCCAAAAAAAAAUGCGGGAUGGGGUAAAAACAUUCCUAUUAUAACCUCUGGAGGUUGUUUGAAUGAUGUGUAACUUGCAAAAUUCAUUAAAGUUUCUGUUUCAGACUUCAUGGAUCAAACAGUUACUUCUAUAUCGUAGUGAAAAGUUUCAGAAGGUUGUAAUGACGGGUACAAAGAAUACGUAUGUAUUGAAAAAUUCCACAAGAAACGAAACUUGAUAUGUUUAAAAUAAAUUAUCUGUAAAUUAUGUACAAGUCACUUUACAGAUGAUUAUACAUAUGAUAUAUAUGAGCCGCGCCAUGAGAAAACCAACAUAGUGGCUUUGCGAACAGCAUGGAUCCAGACCAGCCUGCUCAUCCGCGCUGUCUGGUCAGGAUCCAUGCUGUUCGCUAACGGUUUUCCUAAUUGCAAUAGGUUUUGAAAGCGAACAGCAUGGAUCCUGGCCAGACUGCGCGGAUGGCACGGCUCAUAUAUAGAUGCAGUUUACAGAAUUUCAUCUUAAGAGAAAUGUGGGUCCAAAUCUUUAUUCUAUAUUAUACACGCAUGUACUAUUAUACACACACGUACUUACCUCGUACUAUGCUUUGUAACUAAGUACGAUUAUUUUUGUCUGAGACAUAGGGAGAGCGCCUUACCUAAAUCUGUUUUAGUAAUGACUACUUCAGAAGCAGUCGCCAUGUUUCAUUUUGUUUGAUUUUAUUUGAUAUAUUUCAUUUCAUGUUUGUAUUAUGUUUGAAGUUUUUGAAUAUUUCAGUAAUUGAUUAAAGUGUCUCUCAAUA
Molecule: messenger RNA, 4169 nt
Organism: Mercenaria mercenaria
Lineage: Eukaryota; Metazoa; Mollusca; Bivalvia; Venerida; Veneridae
Product: LIM domain transcription factor LMO4.1-like
Exons: 3
Coding region: 452-1030 (192 amino acids)
Source: RefSeq, a predicted model, not a curated record